GGUGGGUCGGUCCAUGGGAGGGACUAGCGCAGAAAAAGAGGAGGGGGGGCGGUGGAAGGAGGCGUCUGCGAGGAGGCUGUUUCUCUCUCCAGUCUCUUCCCCGUCGUCUUUGUCUCGCGCCACUCUUUUGUUUAGCCAUGCCGAGCCUGCUGGUGCUUGCAGGGAUCAUGGAGAAAAACGGGGGCUACGGCGCCGAUCUAGCCGGCUCCGGCUUCGGGGGGGAGGCGGGUCUGCUGGGGCCCCCAGACGACGACGAGGAAGACUCCCGCGCCCUAAGGGUCGCGCUCGGCCAGCUGUCGCUCCUGGGGCUCGGCGAGGGCGAGGACGGUGGAGGAGGAGGAGGUGGAGGAGGUGGUGGAGGUAGUGUUGUUAUCGGCGGUGGUGGAGCUCCGACGAGCGGAGUGCAAGACCGGAGCAACAACAACAACAACAACCACCACAACAGUGGAGGAGGAGGAAUUGGGGGAAUCGGCGGACUUGGAGGCGGAGGGGACGCGUCGAUCCUCCAAGGCAAGAGCAAGUUGUGCGCCCUGUACGAGAGCUCGUCCGGGGAGCCCAAAGGACGCGGCUGCAACAUCACCGAAUGCGUCCCGGUACCCAGCUCCGAGCAUGUUGCUGAAAUAGUGGGCAGGCAAGGUUGUAAGAUAAAAGCCUUGCGGGCCAAGACCAACACCUACAUCAAGACCCCCGUGCGAGGCGAGGAGCCGGUGUUCUUGAUCACCGGCCGCAAGGAGGACGUGGCCCUGGCCCGUCGCGAGAUCAUAUCCGCCGCCGAGCACUUCUCCAUGCUCAGGGCAUCGCGCAACAAGCUGGGCGUGUCCUUCAGCGGCUCCCCGCCCACCCCGCUCCCGGGGCAGACCACCAUCCAGGUGAGGGUGCCGUACCGAGUGGUGGGGCUGGUGGUGGGCCCCAAAGGCUCCACCAUCAAGCGCAUCCAGCAGCAGACCUGCACGUACAUCGUCACGCCGAGCCGGGACCGGGACCCCGUCUUCGAGAUCACGGGCUCGCCCAGCAAUGCCGAGCGAGCCCGCGAGGAGAUUGAGGCGCACAUCGCCUUCCGGACGGGAGGACUGCACGACCACAACAACGAGAACGACUGCCUGGGCCCCAACGGCGGCAGCAGUCCGGCGGGGAGCAGCGGAAGCGGCGGCGGCGGCGGCGGCCUGGAGAGUCGACUCCAGCAAGUGUGGGGCCUCCAGGGGGGCCAGCGGAAACCCCUUACCAGCAGCUACCGCCAAAACUUCUCGGACGCCCUCGGAGGCGGAGGGGGCGGCGAGGGAGUGGGGAUCUACAAUAAGGGAAAUUUCUCCAGCUCUGGAGAAAAGCCUUGCUCCUUUUUUGGCUCGGAGGGCGCCCAGAGUUGGGGUGACCCCGACUACCCCAAGCAGAUGGCUUUCUACGCCCAGCAGCGAUCCAAGAGCUUCGGAGGGCUCCCGCUGCCCCUUACUAGACUCUCGCCGGGGCUCCCGGAGCCGCCGGCCAACUCGUCCGUCGGCGGCAUGGCGUCGGGGUCGCCGCACGCGCAGGCUCGCCGCGCCCACAGCGAGCCCACCUCGGCAGGGGAGGGCGGCUUCCCAGGGCGGCUCCCCGUACCGGACUCGCCGCCGGCCGUGCGGGAUUGCAUGACCUGCUUUGAGAGCAAAGUGACGGCCGCCCUGGUGCCCUGCGGCCACAACCUCUUCUGCAUGGAGUGCGCCAUUCGAAUCUGUGAGCUCAACCACCCCGAGUGUCCCGUGUGCCACACGCAGGUCUCUCAGGCCAUCCGAAUAUUCUCCUAAGGAACCGCGUCCCUUUUUAGACAGCUUUUUUUUUUUUUUUCUUGGUCUCUCGUUUGUCGGUCGGCUAAUUAGUUGCCCUUAUUACAGUUGUUAUUAUUAUUCUUAUUCCUAUAAUUGCGAUACAUUUUUUCAUUUUUCAGGAAAGUUUUAAAACAAUCAAGCAGCUAUUUUAGAAGGCACUGCUUGCUUUACUAAAAAGUAUAAGAAAUAUUUUUCAGUUUUUCUUUUAUAUACAUAUAUAUGCAUAUAUAUUUUAUAAAAAUUUUGUUUAUAAGAGAAGCAUUGUACCUUUUCAGGUUUGGAUUUUUUUUUUUCAUCUUUUUUUUUUUUUUUUUUUUAAGAUGGGACUGCUGCUGUUAUUCCUAAACGCAGAAUCACAGUGUAGGCCGACAAAAUGUGAACAUUUUAUUACUGCUAUUCCAUUUUUUUUUUUUUUUUUUUGUAUUAUCACGUUACCAUGAAGUGGGAUUAUAUGGAAGGAGGAUUGUUCAAUUCACACCGCACCAUACAAUCAUCUUGGGUCUAAAAGAGGGUUGUCAAUCACACUUUUUGAUGGUAAAUGAAUCCUUUUAUUGUGCUUUGACAAUAGAAAAUGUGAAUGGAUUUUAUUCAAAGCACUUCUUCAAUAGUUAUACUGUACUCUUGAUUUUUUAUUUUUUUUUUGUGGGGGGGCAUUACAUUAUUAUUCGCCAUAUUAUCGGUGCCAUUGUUUGGACCACCGGCUCCCAAAAUGAGUGAAUCUCAUGGAGGAGGGGGCAUUGAUUCCGCAAGGCUUGCUGUAAUCUGCUGAAAAGAUUCAGUGAUGCUCGGCUUCCCCUCGUGGUUUAAAGGACUCAUUUUACUUGCCCAGGACCCCCCCCCUCCCCUCCCCCAAAAAAGCCUUUGAAAUCGGACCAGUUGGCCUCGAUGAACACCCCUCCAAACCACUAUCUUUUUAUUCUCAAUUCGUCACUAGAAGAAUGUGAGCAAAACAUCAUGCAGAUAAGACGAGAAUUUGUUUUUGUAUUCGGCGUCUGGCUGGAGCAGGUGUGGGGUUAUCUCGACUGGUCCCCCCGUUUUGUCUCCCUUCUUUGACCACAUGUUCCCCUUCUCUGGGCUGCUUACAGUGUGACCCCCCCCAGGCCUCCCUCUCGGAUUGAGGAGCGUUAUUGUCUGUGGGUACUCGGACAGCGGGGCCUGGCGAGCGCUCUUUUGAUAAUUAAAUGGGUUUGGUCCAGGUGCGGACCGGAGGGGGGAAUUCAACCCCCGCUGUCGUGCCCAACCAAACCCCUCCCCCCCCUCACAACAUACGAGAUUUGAAAGCCACACUAUUGAUGAAAAACAUGUGGCCAUGUUAAAAAGAAGGCACUGUCACGAGGUGUAGUGUGAACGCCCCCAACCUCUCCAGCCAAACCCCUUUAUUAUAGCCACCCCCCCCACACACACACACACAUAUGCACCAACUGUGAAAUUCAAAACAGGGUUUACGUGACAGAUCCAAAAAGGCCUACCCAUUGACCCCCCCACCCCAGCUACUGUAAGGGACAUCCAGCAGCUGCCCCUUCGCUAUGGACACUGGGGCCCCAGCCAAUGGGAGACCCCCGGCCUCCUCCUCCCCACUCCCCUGCCCUAGCUUGAAUGAAAUCAGGCAAUUGUAAUUGACAGGAAAGCGGGGGAAACGCCCCAUUUAACUCGCCCUCGCUCUGAAUCAAAUUAUGCUCUGGGCCCAGCGCUGGGGGUGGGUGGUGUGGACAAAUGGGUUAUUGCGGGGCUUAAACUGUUGAAUUAAAGAGGGGGGGGGGGGCUUGUCGGUCAGGGAGGCCAUCUUGGGGUGGGAAUGGUAAAGUCCACAUUAUGCCAAACGAUACUAUCUAAUUACAUGUUAAGGUGUGUGUUGAUAGCCACGAUACAUCAUGACAUUUACAGCACAAUAAUGACGCUAAUUAAUAAUAACACUCCCAACUUUUGCUGUCAAAGUAUUGCCGGAAGAAAUCGCGAUCUGUCUCCAAUCAGAUUGAUCGGCUGUCUAAGCUGCUUUCAGACACAAGGAUGGCAUAUUUACAUGAUUCUGGGUGGCUGUAGUACUUCUUCAAAAUAUUGAGAACUGAUGAUUGGUGUAUCCGUACUGUGAUAAUGGCGCAAUGUAUCAUGAUAUCAAUAGAUCAUCGUAUCCCUAUCGCCUCGGCUUAAGGCUUCAAACUGUUUUACAGGUAAUGGGGAUUGAUACCCAAUGAUGCAAUGUAUUGCAAUAUCACUUCCGCUUGAGCCUUCAAACUGUUUUAAAGGUAUCAGGUAUCAAUAUUUUGCUGAUGAUACACUGUAUUGCAAUAUCGAGACAAGAGGACACGUAUCACCUCGGCUUGAGCCUUUAAACGGUUUUCAAUUCUGUUUUUAAGGUAUCAGGUAUCGUGUGAGUCUACUGAUACCGUGAUAAUGACGUGAUGUAUCGCGAUAUCGAUAUCUUGUACAACCCCCAGAGAAGACGUCUGUCUCAUUUUAAAUUGUGUCCCAGCCACAUCCUUCCCUCAAGAGAACCCCCUUCCCCCGCCCCCCCCUGCCCGUGGCCUCCUCUUAAGAGCCAAACACAAAGCAAAGCACGUGUAACACUUACAAAAUAAAAGUAACUUAAACUCUAGGACAAGAUAGUAGAAAUAAAGAGUAUCAUUCUAUGGAGAAAUUGCACAGCACAGUCAUAAAAAAAAUAUUCUUAGUAUUUUUGUUUUAUGCCUUAAUGUUACACUUUUUUUAUUCCAAUAAUGCCAUUCAGGCUGACACGUUGGCCUUCCAUUGCACCAACCCCUUACAACAACUUUUCAAAGUUAAAGAAUGUGAAUCACACUUGGCUAAGGAGGGGGUUCAGGAAAUGACACCCUUAACCCGUCUGUUAUGUCGCGGGUCAAAUUGACCCGUUUUAUUGUGAAAGAGAAGUAAUAUGAAGUAGUUUUGGGGUUAUGAAACGUCACAUGUUGGCUGUGAAAUGUUUGUAAUGGAGCUAAUGAUGAGACUUUUUUUUCUGUUUCUGACCCUUUUGGCUAAAUUACAUGUCACGAGUCAAUAUGACCCAAGAACAUCACUGCUGUUCCUGAAGACCUAACAGCAGGGUUAAAAAAAACACUUACACUUACAAAAAUAAAUAUGAAGAGUAAAGCACCUUAUUUACUAAGAGAAGAAGCGCAUUUCAUGAAUACCAAACCGACCACUGAUGGUGAAAUAUUUCCUAGAAUCUAAGACAUGCACAUAAGGAUUCCCUUUUGUUUUUGUUUAUGUUGUAUUUCUUGUCGUGAUCACGACGAGAGAGGGCUGUCUCUUUAUAUCCGAGUAUUCAAAGACUCUUUGUAAAUAAAUAACACAUUUAUUUGCUCAUAGGACGUCCGGCUUCCACAAAGCUUUUACUACGCCAAUUUAACACAGGAAAAAAAGAGAAAAUAUUAUUAUUAUUAUUAUUAUUAUUGUGUUAGCCAUCACUUUGACUCGAAUAUUAGCCUUCAUGAGAUAGAUCCAUAGGUUUAAUACAUAUUAUUUCAAGGGAUUAACAUAAUCAGACGCUUCUAUGAUAUCCCUUAUGAAGCCUGUACUGUAAAAAUCUGAAAUACAUAAAGGUUCUGAUGAAUUAUAUGUAUAAUAACAAUAAUAAUAACAACCCCUGAAUGAAGACACAAUUUUCUAUGUACAUUAAGAUGAAGCAAUAAACGGUAAUAUUCCAUUCAGACUACUUUGACUAUUAGCAUUUAAGCAUUUGGUAGCUUGUUGCAGUUCUUUGAUUCGUAAAAAACAAAAAACAAAAAAAAAAC
Molecule: messenger RNA, 5548 nt
Organism: Hippocampus comes (tiger tail seahorse)
Lineage: Eukaryota; Metazoa; Chordata; Actinopteri; Syngnathiformes; Syngnathidae
Gene: mex3a
Product: mex-3 RNA binding family member A
Exons: 2
Coding region: 138-1778 (546 amino acids)
Molecular function (GO): RNA binding
Source: RefSeq, a predicted model, not a curated record